GAGAUUUUUAAAAAAUAAAACACGUCGCAAAACUUUUGAUUUAAAUUAACUUUAUUAAUAUUUUAAAUAAUAUCCUUUCUUGACUAUACUUUAUAGUUUGACUUAAAGCAUUCAAGCCUUUCCAGCUCAAUAAAUAAGAUGACGAAUUUCCCAGCGCUUUCUCGGAAGUUAUUAUCAAUUUUGGCCGCUUUAUUUCUAUUGGCCCUCCUAACAAACUCGAUUCCAAUUGAUGAUUCUACUUUCAUUAACAAAACUUCGGGUACAAAUAAUACGGGAAUCGAUGAUGAAUUAUUUAUUGUUCCAACCUACCUACGCGAAGGUGCUAAUAGCAAAACAAAUAAGGCGGAAAAUCAGGAUACUGAUAAAAAUAAAGGUGUUAGCGAACUUGACUCAGACUUCGAAAAGGAACAAUAUUUGCCCUCUUCAUCUAAUACUGAAAAAGAUCGAUAUGAUGGCGAAGUAUAUUCACAUGACGAAAUACCUGAUAUAGGCGAGAUUUUAAGGAGCAAAUAUUAUGAUCACCCCUACAUGAAAGAUAUCGGAAAAAAGGUUCAUACAUUAAAAAAUCCUCAUUUCAUUUCCAAGAAGAAAAUGAAUCCUGGCAUAUACUACACUUUCAAUAAAGAAGAUAAUGACAAUAGCAAAUCUCUUAAUGACUAUGGAAAAGUGGAACAUGUUCAAGCUACAAUCAAAGAUUUUAUGGAUCCGCAAAUAACUAGCGACAAUAGUGAUGAUAUUGAUUUCCUACCUUUUAUUCCGAUCAACGAUAAAGAAGAGAUUACGGAGGAUUACAGGGAUUUGUACGAAAGAGAAAAUAAGAUUUAUUAUAAAUUAAAGGAAUCCAAGUCAGCCCCUCUUCACACAUUUGAUAGGAAAUUCGAUGACGAAGAAGCUUCGACAACUCCAGAGACUCAAGAAGAGAGUAGCUCAGAGUCAUCUACAACCCAAGAAUCUAGCUCGGAAGAAAAUACUGAAUCAUCUGACUCAAGUGAGGUAACUACUACAAAAUCUGGUGAUCAUGAGGACAAUGAUAAUACAAAGUCAGAAGUCGCUUCUUAUUCUACUAACUCGCCCGAAGACUUAACCUCAACCGAAGACACUGAUAAUAACGAUAAAAAGACUAGGGAAGAAGAGGAAAAUGAAGAAGAUGAGACCACAGAGCCUACCAUACCCAUAUCCUCAACAUCCACGAUAGAUUAUAAUCGUAUUCCAGCUUCUUUCAACGACAACCAAACAAAAAAUAAACGCAAAGCGGUACAGAAAAAAAGUGGAUAAAUUUAUCGAUAAUAAGUAAUUCUAACUAUCAAUACAAACUCCUAGAACUAUAUAUCCUUUGAAACAAAUUUUAACAAAUAAAUAAUUCUUAUUAAUAACAAUUUUAUAUAUAAUUAGCUAUAUAAUAUAUAUAUAUUUGUCAAAGUCGGAUAUCAUAUGACAUGGUAGUCAUUUAAAAGAUCGCUAAUAUUUAAUAAU
Gordionus sp. m RMFG-2023 is the source of this 1473-nucleotide messenger RNA. RefSeq names its product myb-like protein X. The record is from RefSeq and is a predicted model, not a curated record. The transcript is spliced from 9 exons. Bases 139 to 1275 code for a protein of 378 amino acids. NCBI's taxonomy places the organism in Eukaryota, Metazoa, Nematomorpha, Gordioida, Chordodea, Parachordodidae.